CGCAGCGCCCAAGGCGCCUGCGCAGGCCCUGAAAAGCAGCUGGGGUGGCCCUGCGCUUUCCUUUUCCGGUGUCGGCGCCGCGCGGUCAGGUUCUCUUGUCUACACCCGCAGCCAUGCCGUCCAAGGGUCCUCUACAGUCCGUGCAGGUCUUCGGACGAAAGAAGACGGCCACAGCCGUGGCGCACUGCAAACGGGGCAACGGCCUCAUCAAGGUUAACGGGCGGCCUCUGGAGAUGAUCGAGCCGCGCACGCUGCAAUACAAGCUACUGGAACCUGUUCUGCUUCUGGGCAAGGAGCGAUUUGCCGGUGUGGACAUCCGAGUUCGUGUGAAGGGUGGUGGUCAUGUGGCCCAGAUUUAUGCAAUCCGCCAGUCCAUCUCCAAAGCCCUGGUGGCCUACUACCAGAAAUACGUGGAUGAGGCUUCUAAGAAGGAGAUCAAAGACAUCCUCAUCCAGUAUGACCGGACCCUGCUGGUAGCUGAUCCCCGUCGCUGCGAAUCUAAAAAGUUUGGAGGUCCUGGCGCCCGUGCUCGCUACCAGAAAUCCUACCGAUAAGCCCAUCAGGGUCCACCUUUAUAAUAAACAGGGGUCGUGGGAUUUAAGGUUU
Rhinolophus ferrumequinum (greater horseshoe bat) is the source of this 606-nucleotide messenger RNA. RefSeq names its product ribosomal protein S16 (gene RPS16). Gene Ontology annotation, biological process: translation; maturation of SSU-rRNA from tricistronic rRNA transcript (SSU-rRNA, 5.8S rRNA, LSU-rRNA). Lineage: Eukaryota; Metazoa; Chordata; Mammalia; Chiroptera; Rhinolophidae. Gene Ontology annotation, molecular function: structural constituent of ribosome; RNA binding. The record is from RefSeq and is a predicted model, not a curated record. Gene Ontology annotation, cellular component: ribosome; cytosolic small ribosomal subunit. Bases 114 to 554 code for a protein of 146 amino acids. The transcript is spliced from 5 exons.